Molecule: messenger RNA, 936 nt
Organism: Ipomoea triloba (trilobed morning glory)
Lineage: Eukaryota; Viridiplantae; Streptophyta; Magnoliopsida; Solanales; Convolvulaceae
Product: protein WUSCHEL
Exons: 3
Coding region: 1-936 (311 amino acids)
Biological process (GO): plant organ development
Molecular function (GO): DNA-binding transcription factor activity; DNA binding
Source: RefSeq, a predicted model, not a curated record
AUGGAACCUCAACAACAACAACAACAAUACUAUCAUCAAACCCAAGCCCAGCAGGGCGGUGGGAACGAAGAGGGGGGAGGGAGUGGGAGCAAGAACAGCAACGGAUACCUUUGCAGGCAAAGCAGUACGAGGUGGACGCCGACAACGGAGCAGAUAAGAAUCUUGAAGGAGCUUUACUACAACAAUGGCGUGAGGUCCCCAACGGCGGACCAGAUUCAGAGGAUCUCCGCCAAGCUGAGGCAGUACGGGAAGAUCGAGGGCAAGAACGUCUUUUACUGGUUCCAGAACCACAAGGCUCGCGAGCGCCAGAAGAAGCGCCUCACCGCCUCCGCCACCGCUCCCCCAGAUGCCGCCGCCUUCUCCAUGCAAAUGCAGAGACCAGGCGUUUGGAGAUCCGCAGAUCACUGCUCCACCUUCAACCCUCCAGCGUCUUCUUCUCCUGGAAUGGUGGCUGUUGGUCAGAUAGGGAACUAUGGCGGCUAUGGAAGCACUGUGGCUAUGGAGAGGAGCUUCAGGGACUGCUCAAUAUCAGCAGGAAGCAAUGGGAAUGGGUGUGUAAUGGCGGCGUCUCAAAACUAUGGUUGGGUUGGGGUAGAUCAUCAUCAUCAUCAUCCCUACUCUUCAUCAACCCCAUACUACCCUUUUCUUGACAAGAUCAAGUCCACUUAUGAUGACCAUGAAACCCUAGAAGAGGAUCAGCAAGAUGAAGAUGAUCAGAAGGAGCCAGAAACCCUUCCUCUCUUCCCAGUACACGCAGAUCACCACCACAGCUUCUACGGUGGCAAGCCGCCGCAGGACUCAUCCAACGGCGGCGGAUACUACACCAACACUGAUCAGUGGUUCCACUAUGACAACAAUGGGUCUGCAUCUAGGGCUUCCCUUGAGCUCACCCUCAACUCCUACAACAUUGCCACUUCUUCUCACCAUUUCCCCUAG